AUGGCCACUGUUGCUGCAAACUCUACGCUCACAACAACAACUGCUUUCCCUGCAGAGGAAUUGGAAGUUCCCCAGCUCGCUCUGGCCGCAUGGAAAUUCGACGAAGUUUCAGUCUACAUCUCCAUCACUCUGUUCAUCUUAGCCGUUGUGCUCUUGAAAAUUGCUUAUCAUAAGCUGCCAUGGGUUGCCAGCUACUUGCCCGAAUCCCUUCUACUAAUUGUAAUGGGUCUUAUAUUCGGUUCCAUCAUUCACUUCAUCCCGAAUGCUUCAGCCCUUCGUCUCACACCCAAUCUCUUCUUCAACAUUCUUCUCCCUCCGAUC
Molecule: messenger RNA, 321 nt
Organism: Dibothriocephalus latus
Lineage: Eukaryota; Metazoa; Platyhelminthes; Cestoda; Diphyllobothriidea; Diphyllobothriidae
Source: the annotation of a GenBank genome assembly